Molecule: messenger RNA, 673 nt
Organism: Raphanus sativus (radish)
Lineage: Eukaryota; Viridiplantae; Streptophyta; Magnoliopsida; Brassicales; Brassicaceae
Exons: 4
Coding region: 23-523 (166 amino acids)
Cellular component (GO): endoplasmic reticulum lumen
Molecular function (GO): oxidoreductase activity
Source: RefSeq, a predicted model, not a curated record
CUGCGGAGACUUGGAUCUGUUGAUGCGAAGAGAGAGAGAGAGAGAGAUGGGUCGAGCGUGGACGAAGACGAUGGUGAUGAUUAUGAUGUUGACAUCGACGAUCUCAGCGGAAGAGCAUCUGAGCACUAAAGAGUGCGAGGAUCUAGGGUUCACCGGUCUCGCUCUCUGCUCCGAUUGCCACUCACUCUCCGAAUACGUCAAGGAUCAAGAGUUGGUAUCUGAUUGCUUGAAAUGUUGCGCUGAUGAUUCUGAGGAUUCCAUGAGUAAGGUUACUUACUCAGGGGCUAUAUUAGAGGUGUGUAUGAGGAAGCUGGUUUUCUACCCUGAGAUUGUUGGUUUUAUUGAAGAAGAGAAAGAAAAGUUCCCUAGUGUUAACGUUCAGUACAUUUUCAACUCACCUCCCAAGUUGAUCAUGUUGGAUGAAGAUGGUGAACAUAAGGAAACGAUCAGAAUCGACAACUGGAAACGUGAACAUCUACUGCAGUACAUGCGGGAGAAGGUCAAGCCUACUUCAUCAAGUUAGUGUACAUGUGGUGUUGAACUUUUGUCAAACAAUUGGAUCUUAUGGUUAAACAACACAUUGUGUGUGGUCUUUGCUAUCUCCCACCUAUUUGCGUUAGUAGUCUGUAUGUUCCGAACCUUAGCAAUCUCAUAAUUAAUGACUUCUAUUUAA